CCGGAGGGCGAGAAAAUAAGAGGCCCGGCCGCCCGUGCAUCCAGCCAAGCUCCUGGGGGACGGAUAUUGGAGGUCCGGGCAUUCGAGGGACGUGCAGUUGCAUCACGGAGAGCCUUUGCGAACCGUCUGGGGUUUUGGCGGAGACAUUUGUGUUUCGGGGCGCAGCGCCCCUUUGUACCUUUAGAAGGCCGCGUUGCCCGGGUUACCGAAGGCCGCCGCGUCGACGCCCCGCCCCUGACAGCCGAUGCCCCGCCCACGCUGGCGGCGGCCGCCCUCGGCUCUGCCUGAGAGACCUUGCGGGAUUUCAAGGGUGACUUAACUUCGCCCGAUCAUGGUCGGCAGGGUGGGAUUUAUUGGCAUUCCUUGGGCCGGGGGAUGCGACGUCUGGGUGUGGAGGUGAUGAGACAGGGGUUCCGUGGCACUCCGGCUCUGCUCAGGGCGACCUGCUUAGGGGCCUCCGGGGCAAGGCCCGCUUUCUGUCAAAAUGGCAGCGCCCAGCGUGCACGGGUAUCUCUGAAGUUGGGGUUUAAGAUUCUUGCCCGUGAGAGCCAACGAGCCUGCCGUGCUUCUGAUUUUGAAAUACCUGGGUCUGGGUUUCCCAGGCGAGCGGUGGUUGCAUUAUCAAAUCAAGGAGAAAAUGCAAUCACAGAACAGGCAGAAAAUGAUGAUUUUAAUGAACCCGUGAGAAGUUUCUACAAUGAUGGGCUCAGCUCUCAGGAGAGGUGCCCAUGCCUAUGUCUACCUGGUGAGCAAGGCCAGUCACAUCUCCAGGGGCCAUCAGCACCAGGCCUGGGGAUCGAGACCUGCUGCAGCAGAGUGUGCUGCCCAGAGAGCUCCAGGCAGUGUGGUGGAGCUGCUGGGCACAUCCUACCCUCAGGACGACUACAGCAACCUCACCCGGAAGGUCCUCACCAGAGUUGGCAGGAACCUGCACAACCAGCAGCACCACCCUCUGUGGCUGAUCAAGGAGAGGGUGAAGGAGCACUUCUACAAGCAGUACGUGGGCCGCUUCGGGACCCCGUUGUUCUCGGUCUACGACAGCCUUUCUCCAGUGGUCACGACCUGGCAGAACUUUGACAGCCUGCUCAUCCCAGCCGACCACCCCAGCAGGAAGAAGGGGGACAACUAUUACCUGAAUCGGACUCACAUGCUGAGAGCGCACACGUCUGCACACCAGUGGGACUUGCUGCACGCGGGGCUAGAUGCCUUCCUGGUGGUGGGUGAUGUCUACAGGCGUGACCAGAUCGACUCCCAGCACUACCCUAUUUUCCACCAGCUGGAGGCCGUGCGGCUCUUCUCCAAACAUGAGUUAUUUGCUGGUAUAAAGGAUGGAGAAAACCUGCAGCUCUUUGAACAGAGUUCUCGCUCUGUGCAUAAACAAGAGACACACACCAUGGAGGCCGUGAAGCUUGUAGAGUUUGAUCUUAAGCAGACGCUUACCAGGCUCGUGGCACAUCUUUUUGGAGACGGGCUGGAGAUAAGAUGGGUAGACUGCUACUUUCCUUUUACACAUCCUUCCUUUGAGAUGGAGAUCAACUUUCAUGGAGAAUGGCUGGAAGUUCUUGGCUGCGGGGUGAUGGAACAACAACUGGUCAAUUCAGCUGGUGCUCAAGACCGAAUUGGCUGGGCUUUUGGCCUAGGAUUAGAAAGGCUAGCCAUGAUCCUUUACGACAUCCCUGAUAUCCGUCUCUUCUGGAGUGAGGACGAGCGCUUCCUGAAGCAGUUCCGUGUAUCCAACAUUAAUCAGAAGGUGAAGUUUCAGCCUCUGAGCAAAUUUCCUCCUAUGAUAAAUGAUAUUUCAUUCUGGUUGCCCUCUGAGAAUUACGCAGAGAAUGAUUUCUACGACUUAGUCCGAACGAUUGGAGGAGACCUGGUGGAAAAGGUUGAUCUCAUAGACAAGUUUGAACAUCCAAAGACGCACAAGACCAGCCACUGCUACCGCAUCACCUACCGCCACAUGGAACGGACUUUGUCCCAGAGAGAGGUCAGGCACAUCCACCAGGCCUUGCAGGAGGCUGUAGUCCAGCGGUUGGGCGUGGAGGGCAGGUUCUGAUGUCACCACUUCACCCAGGCUGCAGCUCUCUUGGGGCUCCAGGAUUUGCUGAAAGAGAAGAAGAUACGGUUUGUGAACUGGGGCAUCAAUCAUCUUUUGAUAAAUGGAUCAGUCUUAGGACUUUCACAAAAUAAAAGAUCACUCUUGAAAAGCU
This is a messenger RNA of Mandrillus leucophaeus (drill), 2207 nucleotides long. RefSeq names its product phenylalanyl-tRNA synthetase 2, mitochondrial (gene FARS2). The record is from RefSeq and is a predicted model, not a curated record. Gene Ontology annotation, cellular component: cytoplasm; mitochondrion. The transcript is spliced from 8 exons. Gene Ontology annotation, molecular function: phenylalanine-tRNA ligase activity; tRNA binding; ATP binding. The coding region runs from base 698 to 2053 and encodes 451 amino acids. Gene Ontology annotation, biological process: phenylalanyl-tRNA aminoacylation. NCBI's taxonomy places the organism in Eukaryota, Metazoa, Chordata, Mammalia, Primates, Cercopithecidae.